AUGUGGCGCAUGCGUGGUGGCGCCACGAGGCGCGGGAGCUGCGGCGACGGGGGCAGCGGCAGAGCCUGCCGCGGGCAGGGCCGCCCGGGCCGGGUUCGCGGGGGCGGCGGCAGCGGCGCCGUGGGCUGGCGAGGCCGAGCGGGCGGCGCCCGCCAGCAGCUGGAGGAGCGGUUCGCCGACCUGGCGGCGAGCCACCUGGAGGCCAUCCGCGCGCGAGACGAGCGGGACCGGCAGAACACGCGGCUGCGGGAGGAGAACGCCCGGCUGCGGCUGGAGAACCGGCGGCUCAAGCGCGAGAACCGCAGCCUCUUCCGUCAGGCCUUGCGGCUCCCCGGCGAGGGCGGUGAUGGAGCGCCCGCGGAGGCGGCGAGGGCGACCCCGGGGCCCGAGGAGGCCGGCACGAACCGGACGGCGAGAGGCGGCGACCCCGACGAGGAGCCGGGCAGCCCCAGAGCCCUGAGGGCCCGCCUUGAGAAGCUGGAGGCCAUGUAUCGCCGCGCCCUGCUGCAGCUGCACCUGGAGCAGCGGACGCCGCGCCCGCCUGGCGACAAGGAGGAGGCGUCUGUGCGUGAACUGGAGCCCGGCCUCCGAGCCCAGGACCCCAAGCCCGCUGAGCCCUGGCCGUAGCCGGAGGCCCAGUCGGGAGAGGCGGGGCCUAGCGCGGCCCCUCCCCCUCCUCGGCUCCCCGGCCCCCCGCCAAGCGCAAGCCCUGGGCUCCGCCCGCGGAAGCGGGCGCUGUGCCUGCCGCCGGGCACUUCCGGGAGGCGGCCGGGCGCCAGCGCCGAGCAAGGUGCCGGUUGCUGGGGUCCCUGCAGGUACCCAGCACCUGCCUCUUACCGCUGCUGGUUUCUGUACGGAGAGAGGCCUAGUGACCGAGAGGCGGGUUUUAAAAGAGCAGGAAAUGGGUGUCCGGCCGCACCUCCUAAUGCCUGAACUUUUGUGAGGUUGUGAGGACUUGUAAUUUUUCCCUCUAUUUUGAUUCUUUGAGGGAUGAAUAAUGCAUUUUUGAGUUGGUUGUGUUUUGUGCAUUCUUCAAUCUCCUAUGCCUCUAGCCAUUAUUUCUUAUGUGGCCAACAUUCUAAGUAUUGUUUUUAUAAAUUGGUAUUACCUGGAUUUCUUAUAAAGUACCAUCCUUUUUAUUGAAAAGUUAUUAUUUAUAACUUAGGAACUCAGUCUGUCUCUGGCUCUAGUUCUUACACAUCUAAUAUAUAUUGAUUUGUUUAUCCUUGGGAAUUUUUAAAGUAUCUGCCUAUAAGUGAUUUUUUGAAUUGAUAAAUAAAUC
Messenger RNA from Molossus molossus (Pallas's mastiff bat), 1282 nucleotides. It is a transcript of the gene TUSC1, whose product is annotated as tumor suppressor candidate 1. Lineage: Eukaryota; Metazoa; Chordata; Mammalia; Chiroptera; Molossidae. Bases 1 to 627 code for a protein of 208 amino acids. The record is from RefSeq and is a predicted model, not a curated record. The transcript is spliced from 2 exons.